Molecule: messenger RNA, 2137 nt
Organism: Cydia fagiglandana
Lineage: Eukaryota; Metazoa; Arthropoda; Insecta; Lepidoptera; Tortricidae
Product: coiled-coil domain-containing protein 149
Exons: 7
Coding region: 252-1637 (461 amino acids)
Source: RefSeq, a predicted model, not a curated record
CAAACCGCAAGCCGAGCGCGAACUUAAAAAAUGCAAUUCGAUUCGCGGGGAAAUUUUUAGAUAAUCAAUUUAAUAUUAAAUUGGUUGCGAUACGUGAAAAUACACACGGUUGAGUGUCAUUAAUUAUAACAUAUUAUUUUACAAAGGACGAUUGAUUCAGAACAAAGUGUACCUACCCAAACCUACCUACUUGAACCAACUAUCGAUUUUGUGUACGUCAGGCUUUCUACCAAAAAUCAGAUAAACAUACGAUGUUUACUAAAGCAGCGAAUUCGAAAGUCAAGUUCCAAGACCAACAACUGGAUGAUUACAUCUUAGAGAAUUCUGUACUGAAAAGCAAACUGCAAAGUAAAAUCGAUGCACUUUUAAUAUUGGGUAAAGAGUUGGACAAGUGCAGUAUGGAGAGGGAUAAAUACAAAGUCUUGGUAGAACAGUUGAAGUGCGUACGGAGCACGCCGCACCAGCAGAGCAGUACCAUGUGCAGGCUCACCCCCACAUACACAAUCAGUGGUGGUGAGCUGCUCGCCAAGACACGAGAUCUCAAUGACAUGCUCAAACUAGAGGUGGAAACGCUGAGAAGUAAACUGGAAGAAGCCUCAGGGGAUAUAGUUGCAUUGAGAAAACAACUACAAAAGACGGACUCCACUGAGAACAUAGGUAAUAGAAAACAGUCUACUGCUCUAUCUUACACUCCAGAUGAUUAUGAACAAUUAGUCCAAGAUCUGGAAAAAAAUCAGAAAAAGUACCAACAAAUCCACCUCGACUACCGGGCCACUUUAGAUGAAAAGGAAGAGCUGGUCGCUGACAGAGAUUACUACAAAAACAAAGUGCAAAGAUUGAACCACCAGAUCAGCUUCAUUCUAGCUAACAGAGUCAAGGCCCAACAAGACAACAGUGCACCAAAACCAGUGGUGGAUUUAGAUGCCCUGUUGAUGGAAAACAAAUACCUCCACGAGAGGAUAACCCAGCUGCAAGUUGAAAAGGAAAUUAUUAAAAGGACAUUAACAAAAUAUAAGGCAUUGCUUGAAAACAGAAACAACAGUAAUUCAUUUAGCUUAUCAAAAGGAUUUGCGGAUGUUAUGACUCAAAAACAAGUUCGAGAAUACUUGGAAGUGAACUCAAAAACUGGCCUCAAAAGAACAUCUGCGGCAGAACUAAAGUCUAUUUGUUUAGGCCUUUUUGAGGCCCUCAAUGAUAAGUCUAUAGCUCUACAGCAUCAGAGGAAAACUAAUCAGAUACUAGCAAAUCGUAUUACAGAACUGGAAAAGACAUUGGAAAACUGGUGCGACGGACAGAAAUACAUACCCAUAUUUCCAUCACAGAUGUUACUUGACGAAUUCUGCGCAGAUGCCGACACCGCAUCCGUAAAAUCUCAGGACUCUAAAGAAAAAUAUAACGAUGAUGACUCUGGAGAUGUUCAAAAUAAAGUGUCAGACAGUGACAAUGAUGCUAAAAGUACUGAUAGCUCUUCCGAUGACGCAGGGAGCAACUACGAAUUUGACGAUGGUGAAGAUAGAAAGCUGACUUCCAAAACUGUUUUGCCAGUAGAAUUAGAGGAGCUAGUUAAAGAAGCGUUGGCUGAAAUUAAAGCUUCUAGUAAUAGUGAUAAUAUUGCAGAAAUUCCAACUCUUUCAUAAAAUCAUCUAAUGGAUUAGUUACUUAAAUUAUAUGGAAAACGGAUCGAACUAUGCAUAACUAAGAUACAAGGAAAACAUUAAGUAAACGGUUCAAUGAAAAUGGUGAUAAUAAAAUAGUUAUGGUACUUACACUUAGUUAACCAUUUGAACGUCACGCCUAUUAUAUGUAUACAACGCGCAAUUGUAAACCUUAUCGUAAUACACGAAGGUUGAUAUUGCACUGUAACCGAGCGCGUCAGUUGACGUCUUUGGCCGUUAAAAUGAUAAAAAACCUUCACCGUAGUAUAUUAUACGAGUAACAAGAUUUAAAAGAAUUCUAGUCAAAUUAUAAUAUAUGAGCCUUUAUGAUACGCCAAAGAUCUGAAUAGGUAUUAGGUAGGUAUUAUAGUUUUGUUAAAAAUUUAUUAUAUCGUUAACAUUCCUUAUCUGUACAUCUAGUCCAAUUUUGUUCUUAGUAUAGGAUUUUAUUUUGUGUAAUUAAUGAAAUAAAUAUAUUUGAA